This is a messenger RNA of Exophiala spinifera, 561 nucleotides long. RefSeq lists its product as uncharacterized. The record is from RefSeq and is a predicted model, not a curated record. The transcript is spliced from 2 exons. Bases 1 to 561 code for a protein of 186 amino acids. NCBI's taxonomy places the organism in Eukaryota, Fungi, Ascomycota, Eurotiomycetes, Chaetothyriales, Herpotrichiellaceae.
AUGUCGCGCCUUGAUCCUUCAGCCACGCUUACGCCUGCCGUGCUACGCAAUCCAUACGCUCCAAUGUCUUCGAUCUCACAUUACUCCAGGCUGAGCUCUCACCUAGCCAACGCUCUUGCUCGUUGGGAACAGUACUUCCAACAACAGGUGGGCAGCGACAUACGAGCCCUGUACUAUUUCACCAAUGUCUCCCUGAUGUGUCCAAAUCUUUGGGAGCUCCCACAACUAGCUGGAUAUGGUACUGACGACCAUCUCGGCCAACAAGCAGCCAAUAGCAAGUUUAAUAUACCAGACAAAGCCAUCGACCUUGCUUGGUUAGUGCUUGAUAACUGUGACAAGGCGUCAAAGUCUCCAGAAUACAAAACGUCCAUCUGGCUGCCUAUCAUCCUGUUCAUGUCCUCGUUGGUGGUGUGGAAAAAGCUUCAUUCUCAGCCCGCAGCCGAGCUGAGAUACGGAACGCUGAGAGUUCUUAGUAUGUUCAAGAGUGAGCUCGCGAAACUUCCCUGGCCGUGUUGCUCAGAGAUGAUACCCAGGAUGACGAAGGAGGAUAGGCACUACUAG